CAUUUUUCUCCUUUACAAAAGUACAUAUUAUGACCAGUCAGCCACUGAGGAUAUCAACUAUUGAUGAGUACAAAAAAGCAUUGUCUCAAACAGAUGCCAUUCUUGAAAAGAACAUUUACACUGAGGUCUUAUCAGAGUACUUGAAUCUCGGUGGCGCUCCUAUGGACGCUGUCAACAUGCUCUCCGAAUCUUAUAUUGGCAUUCCUUCCAUGUGCAAUGCUACUGCUGCUUCUGUAGAUUCAAUUGGUCUCAGUAGUGAUACUAUCAUGAGAGACGCUAUUCGACAACAACUUAAAGAUCGAUUCAAUCCCCAACGUUGCGAUGAGCAUUUUAUGCAAAACGAGCAGCUCAUGGCACCUGAAUGGCUUGAUGUCUUACUACAAGAUUCAGGCUGGAGACAGACCAUGUAUGAAUUGUUGGGGCAAUAUCCAGAAUGUGCCUUUCUUAACUUUGCAGUGCUUCGUAUUGCAGAGGCUGGCCAUGAUAAGGAGGUUGCAAAAUUAAGAACAGCAUCCACCUAUGUUCAAGUAUAUAAUUUGAUCCUAAACGAUGCUUUAUCAGAGCUUGUUGGAAAAGACGACUUGGAGUUUGAUGAAGAAUUACCUGACCUUGUUAGAGUAUGUUGUGAAAGAGAAGACACUUAUUUAUAUGCACAAAUUUUGAUACGACGAUUAUGCGAUGAGUUUGGUGCUAUACCUUUCACUCGUCUUCGCAGAGAACUCGAAAUUGCAGCAAAAAAGAAAGGAAACUUAGCACUCGUCGAUAUAUUGCAUACACACGCAUCAAGUGCGCCUCUUGAACUCUCAAAAACAAUCAAAACUAUCAUGACUUCACCCAACAUAACACCUGGUGACCUUGCUACAUUAAGACGCUUUUAUUCUUCUGAAAGUCCACCUGCUGCGCAUCAUUUAUGUGAUUAUGAUUUGAUACUAAAGAUGUUGAGGGCUCUUUAUGUUCCUCAACAUGGCUCAUUGUUAAGAGCUGACUUAGUAGACGAUGUAACUUUCUUGAUUGCCUAUGCUACUACAAUGAAUGAUACAAAGCCUCGUAUGGAACAACAAGACGAUAUCAUGAAAAUACAGCUUGUGUUGAAAGAUUUAUAUACAUCAUUAGCCAAUAAGACAGAAGUAGGCAGCAUUACAGGCGCCAUGAAAUAUAUCAUUAGUGCCAUUCGAUUCCCUGUGGGAUCCAUGGGCAUUUUGAUGUGGAUUGAAUAUAUGGCUAUCCAUACUACAUACUUUGAAACUUACUUCAGAUCUACAGAAACGCCAAUUUUACUACACAUUCUUGAUGAAAUUGCCAGCCGUCAUCAACUUCAACAACCUAUGGUGUUCCAUGUAAUUAAACGCUGUAUCAAGCAUAAGACAGAUACGUUUGCACCAGAGAUUCAGUUAACCUUGCAACGAACUUGGGUGGACCGUAUGCUUUACUUGAUUCAACUGAAUUAUACACUUCCCGUCUUGAGAUACUUUAGUGGAUCUGGACGAGAUUUAGAUGAUAGUUUGAUUGUUCAUUUUGUGACAAAACUUCUGAAAAUGGCACAAGCACCAUUCAGCCUAUUGUUUAUUGAACAUAUGGUGGCUAUUGUUGAGUCUCUUGUAGAUAACUUGUCUUUGAUCAAAAAUGUUCAACAACUAGUCAUUCAUUUUCUGGAACAAGCCUUGAAUGGACAACCAUUGAGUGAUGAACUUGAAUCAAGAAUCCAAAAUAUAAUCAAAAAGUGUAAAUAAUAUUUAUAUAUGAAUCAUACUACUUUCCACAGUUUACACCAGCUAUAAAGAGUAUCUCAGAUAGAAUUCAUAAUUUUAAUAGCUUGUAGUUUCAGGAACACAUUUUUGAAAUAAAUGCUAUAUGCAUCUU
Molecule: messenger RNA, 1860 nt
Organism: Gilbertella persicaria
Lineage: Eukaryota; Fungi; Mucoromycota; Mucoromycetes; Mucorales; Choanephoraceae
Product: TH1 protein
Exons: 9
Coding region: 30-1730 (566 amino acids)
Biological process (GO): negative regulation of transcription elongation by RNA polymerase II
Cellular component (GO): nucleus; NELF complex
Molecular function (GO): RNA binding
Source: RefSeq, a predicted model, not a curated record